UUGUCCACAGCCAGGGUAUGCAGCCCCACUCUUGUCGCAGCCUGCCCUUUGUGUGUGUGUGUGUGUGUGUGUGUGUGUGUGUGUGUGUGCAUCGUUCUGUUGUCGCAUUUAUUCAGAUGAAUCGCAAGGAGGCCACGUGAGUGCCAGUGAAUGCAUUGCUUGUGUUCCCAGGACUGCGGCGUGAAGUGCCUCUCACGUGCUUCCACAAACCACAAUAACUCCUGCUUAUAGAGAUGUGCGAGCGUAUUCGUGGUAUGUAUGAUUUAUGUAUAUAUGCGUGAUAUGUGUGUGUGUAUGUGUGUGUGCGUGUGUAGUUGUAUGUACGUUUGUUAGUGCGUGCGUGUAGGUGUGCGCGGGGUGGGUGCUGGUGUCGGGUAUUGACUGGCCGCCACACUCUCGCGGCGGCCACCACUCGCUCCGCACCUCUCGCUCCGCCUCUGCCAGUCACCAUGGCCACCAACGGCGCCGCCACGAACAGUUCCUCCUCCUCCGCCUCGUCCAACAGCGGACAGGCGCCCCCGGAGCAGCAGGCUGGACAGAACAUGAACGCCAUCGUGCAGGUGUUCCCCCCCAUCGUGGAGCUGAACGUGGGGGGCGUAUUCUACACCACGGCCCUCACCACCCUGCAGCGCGUCACCGAGAGCCUCCUCGGCCAAAUGUUCAGCGGCAAGUCCAAGACUCCGGUGCUACGGGACUCCAAAGGCAAAUUCUUCAUAGACCGUGACGGAGUCCUCUUCAGAUACAUUCUGGACUUGAGGAAUCAGAAACUCGUGCUGCCAGAGAACUUCAGCGAGCGGGAGAGGCUGAAGAAGGAGGCGGAGUUCUUCCAGCUACAGGAUAUGUUGGACUCCCUCACGUUGCCCAAGUCACUAAGCCCCGUCGACCCGGCGUAUUCGGUUCGGACCUCCGUCGGGACCAUCACAGUUAGUUAUCGCGGGACUUUCGCCUUCGGUCGUGACGGACUGGCUGAUGUGAAAUUCCGCAAACUGAGCCGAAUCCUGGUGUGUGGCCGAGUGACGCUUUGCCGUGAAGUCUUUGGUGAGACAUUGAAUGAAUCUCGUGACCCUGACCGCGGUGCAACAGAUCGCUACACUGCUCGAUUCUUCCUGAAGCACACGUUCCUCGAGCAAGCCUUCGACAUGCUUGUGCUGGCCGGCUACAAGUGUUGCGGCUCGUGCGGCACCAGCACCGCGGGCGGCAUCAUGGUGGACAAGAAGCCCGGCAUGGACAACGAGGAGGACCGAUGGAACCACUACAACGAAUUCGUGUGGGUGAGAGAAUAAUGUGAAGCGGGGGUCAGUGGGGCGGUGUCCAGUGCUACAGUACCGCCCACAGGUGUCAGCAAGUCCCUCUUCUGACGACCCCCAGCUUAGUUAGCGGUCAGGGCCAAGGGGGUCAGCAACACGCGGCUUCCGGUCCACAGUCACCAUGUCGUCAACGCUGCGACAGUAGUGAUGGUGAACUGAGUCUUCUUUUUAUUGGUGACAUCCAAAGUUCGCAACAACUUUAUCUGGCAGUGUUAUUAUGGCUUGUAGAAACAUACGGCUAUAUGCAAAUAUAUAUAUAUAUAUAUAUAUAUAUAUAUAUAUAUAUAUAUAUAUAUAUAUAUAUAUAUAUAUAUAUAUAUAUAUAUAUAUAUAUAUAUAAAAGUUAUUGGAUUAAACACGUACCAGAAAAUCGACCUGAAAAAGUUGUUAAUUACGGAUGAGAUUGAUGAACCUCAAAAAAAUUCACGCGCCCCGAAACAUUGGCUUAAAGUGACAACCCACGUGCCAUGUGACCCACGCACGUCGCCGAUGUUGUUCACGACUAUAAAUUAUAUCAUUGUUCUGAUCACAAUCACGUUCCUGUAAAUAUUCGGUGAGUGAAAACAAAGAGGCUCGGAAAAUAUUUACUUUAGAAUUCAGUGAUUCAUUUUAUGCGUUGUAAAAAGAUAUAAUGCAUCUCAAACUUUGAAACAGUGAAAGAUUCCAUAUCGAAGUAAUCUCGCUAGUGCUAAGCUGCCCCGCUGCCGAGUGCCGCACGUUGGGCCUCGUGCGGCGUGUACCACUCCCGGCACCAGCACGCGGCCGCACCCCUCGGCAAGCCGCGCCGUACAAUACAAAACACCAUCACCAUUGCAGGAGUAAAUUCGCACAGACAAUUCAAGAGAAGUUUUAGCCCUCCAGUACACGGCCUUUAACCAAUCUUCAUAAUAAAAGAAUAAAGUUACAGUUUCCAUUCCCACUCAGGCUUAAAUUUAGCCGAGUGCAUAAAUCAAAACACAGCUGUCCAGUGGCACGUUUGCCUGCCUGUUUCAUGUUUACUUGUGUUGACGUUUGUGUGCUGAUCUCCUCCCCAGCAGGAGCACCGAGCAUCUCAGUGUUUCAGAUUAUCCGAUCCAGUACGGGCUCCCGGGCCUCGCGUGGUCGGGGCCCCGAGGCGUGGCUGCCGGGGACCUCUCGUGUGUGUCUGGGGAGGAGGAUCUCUUUGCUCUCCCGUACAGCUUCAUGUCAGAAAUGUAGUUAGGAUACUUGCCAAAUGAUCCCUUCGAGUGUAUUUUGUGUUACUCGGACAGACAAUUGGAACAAUUGUGAACAUUUCAAGUGAUACAUAUCCCGUCAUCUUGCUCCGCCAGCCCGCGCCAGGCAGGAGGUGGCAUCCCAGCCUCUCCCCGCCCUCGUCCUCACCUGGCGGCACGCAGCUUGCGGGAGGAGGGUGGCGGAGGAGGCUGAGGCAAGUCGGUCGCCGCCCCGCCAAACAACCACCAUCAGCACUCAGGAGCUCGAUCAUGGCCAGGAGCUCCCUUAGCGAGUGCGGUAUGUGCCUCUCCCGAGACUGGGGGAGCCACAGGGCGGACAAGAUAACAAAAUUCCCGGGACGACUCUCUCCUACACGCGGGUCUUCUGUUCAUCUGGUAAACCUGACGGCGAUUCGAAUUACUGAGGUUAAAUUCGCCCCAAAUCCCCAAAUGAACUUUAGACUUGUGUUAGGACCACUUUCUGUCUCUCGUGCCCCUUAGCGUCACUGUUAACGAGAGACCUCAGCGGACCAUCUCCAUGACUAGCUUGUAAGACCCGUUCCCCCAGGCGGCGCCGGCGGGGGCUUCUUAAUUUUUUGAGCGCUUUUCGUACCUAAUUUGAGGGAAGCUGCGGGCUGUGGGGGAUACCUCGCCUGUCUGUACCUCCUCCCUUACCACCCGCCACCACACCCAUCCUGCCACACCCCUCCCCCCCUGUCACCCAAACACUUGCCCUGCCUGCACACCCACAUGCAUUCACUAUAAUCCCACACCUGCUUCACCACAUCCACACACCAGCUCCACUACAUCCUCACACCUGCCUCUCCCCACCCUUGCCUCUCACCACACCUAUGCACCUGCCAGUACUACACCCACACACCUGCUUCACCCCACCCACGCACCUGCUCCAUCCCACUCCUAUAUCUGUCCCCCAAAGCAACACACCUAUCCUACCAUAACACACCUGCUCCAUCCCAUCCCGACAUCUGUCCCCCAUAGCCACACACACGUCCUACCAUCACACACCUGUUCCGCUAGAAUCAAACACCUGCCGGUACCAUACUCACACACCUUCCACACCUGCCAUUACCACACCUACACAUCUGCCCCACCUCACCAGCACACGUACUCUUAUAACACCCACACAUCUGCUCCACCACCCUUGCCUCUCACCACACACCUGCUGAAUCACACGCCUGCCAAACCCGCAGAUCUAUCCCUUCAUGACACCACAGCUACCUUUUAUAUAAUGACCAAACAAUUACAAUCUAAAGUUUUAGUUUUACAGAAACAAAAAAGAAAUUAGCCACAUACAAUAUAUAUUUUUCCAAGCUUUUAACAUAUAUAUUCUUCUACUUGUAUGAGAGAGAGAGAGAGAGAGAGAGAGAGAGAGAGAGAGAGAGAGAGAGAGAGAGAGAGAGAGAGAGAGAGAGAAUUAAAUGUGUUUUUGUCAGUUGUACAGUAACAGAGAUUGUGAUGUAUGAAUUGUUAAUCCUUAAAUCGCCCUUUGUGUGUGUGUGUGUGUGUGUGUGUGUGUGUGUGUGUGUGUGUGUGUGUGUGUGUGUGUGUGUGUGUGUGUGUGUGUGUGUGUGUGCGCGCGUUUGUGUGUGUAUCAAUUGACACUGAUUUUAUUUCGCAUCAUUUCAUCCACACACACAAAAACAAAACUGGUUAGGGAAAGGAGGUCUCUCUCUCUCUCUCUCUCUCUCUCUCUCUCUCUCUCUCUCUCUCUCUCUCUCUCUCUCUCUCUCUCAUCCUCUCCCUCUCCCUCUCCCCCCCACUCCCCCACAGUCCUCAGCUUCAUUGAUGAACACGUGAAGUAUACAUAAAUGAAUAUAUUAAAAAGAAGUCUAUAAAUAUAAAUAAAUAAAUACACGUACUUUUAAUCCUAAUACAAUAGUUACCGACAACGACAUAGUGAGGCUUUGAUCCUGUUGAGCAGUACUACUAUACUCCCUCUUAGCUCAGUCGUUCCUAGUGAGCAUUACUUGCCCCCACGAAGGCUCCCCGCGGUCCACCUGUCCACCGCCUGCUCGUCUGUAGCGUAGUGGCAGGUGACGCGGGGAAGCCUCGUGGGGGACACUACCAAGGCAGCUUCAAUACAUACUUAUAUAUAUUCUACGUAUAUCACGACUGUCACUGUACUCUUUCCCUCUAGCACAGCCGCUGCCGCUACCAACGCACGGCGGGUCAUUGUUAUCACUACUUCCCACUACCUACUGUUACUUUCCUGGUUCAGUUCCCAUCGCCACAGUAGUUGUGUGUUCCAGCGGCUCUGCUUCUUACUUAUGAUUAUUAUUGGUGAUGAUGAUGAUGAUGAUGAUUGACGUGUUUGGUGAAGGGUUUUUAGGAGGUGGUUGUCAAAUUUUGCUUUAGGAUAGAAUCACAGGAGCCUUGUGGCAUUACGCUGUACCAGUAUUAUGAUUAUAAGUAACCUUUGUGAUUCUAGAAGUUAAGUGGCGGCCUGUGACCAGGUGUCGAGGUGCUGGGGAGGACCAUGUGCCCCUGCCUCCACUGCCUCCGCCUGGUGACUCACUCCCCGCGCCCUGGCCCAUCCAGUGCCCCUCUCGUGUCCCUCACAUCCCCUCUGGCUGGUAAAACGUAGCGGGACAUUCGUACAGGAGCAGCAGCUGUCGCAUCUUAGCGCUAAUCAAAACAAUCUCCUUGCUAUUUUAGUCCACUUGGCACAGGCGGGCCCGCGGCGUGAGGAGUGAACCGGCGGGAGGGAGGCGAGGGAGACAGUGGCAGUAGUCACGCCACAGCCUCCUGACGAGCGCUGCUUUGUAUAGUUUGAGGGUCGACGGUGCUGCGCUGGUUUUGUGUGGAGGUGCAGCGCGGAACAAGGUGCUGUCCUACGUGGCGGCAGCGAGGUGGUGGUUUGUUGUAUGUGUGCACUUGUGAAGGCCGCGAUCCCAGUGCGUGGCUGUGGAGGAUAUUCUUCUGCGCGCGAGGCGUGUUGCACCGGGACAUGGAACACCUGAAGGGACUUCCUGGUGGCUGGAGCGCAAUAGUCUUGUGGGCAAAGAGAUUAAUUGUGGGUGAAUAUGUUACAACACUGAGGUUAUGUGGCGUAGGGGGGGAAACGAGUAAUAUGUUGAGAUGGUUUUCUGAGAUGUAAUGACAGACAAUAUUUGAGAUGGUUUUCUGAGAUGUAAUGACAGACAACUCUUGCCAUUCACGCUAAUACAUUGCCUACUCUUUGACACACACACACACACACACACACACACACACACACACACACACUCACACACACACACACUCACACACACCAGAUUCACCCUGAAAUCAUAUUCGCAUCAGCCCGCCACUCCCGCCGUCACGCCGCCCAUAAAUUCAGAUUAAUUUCCCGGGCACAGAGCUUGUGUGUCACUGGCCACUCAUUCAUCACUGAUCGCCGUGACCCUGAAUUAGUGGCAUGUAGUAUUAUAAGGAUUUCUCAGGUGGUAUGAGAGAGAGAGAGAGAGAGAGAGAGAGAGAGAGAGAGAGAGAGAGAGAGAGAGAGAGAGAGAGAGAGAGAGAGAGAGAGGUACGUACAUUUGAUCUCAGGGAAGAUAAACAAGAGUUGAAGCUUGUUAUGCAAGGUCUUAUUAGAAGUGAUUUGAUGAGCUAACCUGAUAUUGAUAAUUUCUUUUAAGCGAGAAGUAAUAAUUACUUGGCCAGAUAGAUUACGGGAAAGAAGAGGAGAAAGAAGAAGAGGAUGAGGAGGAUGAGGUAGAAUAUUGGUAGUGAAAAAGAUAGGUAGAAAAGGACAGGUGACAUUGCGUUAGGUUAGACUUAAACAAAGGAAUUAAGUAUCAGAAGUAAAUGUAAACCAGGUGUAUUUGUGUAUAUGUAUUUAUAUAUGUAUGCGCGGCUAUAUGUACCUCCACCAUGCACCACCACCCUCAGGAACCAGUCCCUCAUUAAAAACCCGAUGAGUAAAGUUGGACGCUUUUCUAUGUAAGGGUGAAGAGACCCUGGUUAAGGCCCGCAUUUCCAAACUUUACCCUAUCGCUGCCUUUUUCUCGUUCCCUCUCCUUUCCCCUCCUCUUUGUCCUCCUCCUGUUACUUCUUGUACUCCCUCGUGCCUUACCACGUGACGCAGGUGAGGCAGCAAGGGAUCGGAGAGAGCGAGGGGACAGGUAAGUUGCAAGGCAGGUGAGGGUGAGGUGAGCGAGGCACGGAGGAAGGAAUGGCGUGAAGGUAAACACAGUAGUGAAGGGAUGAGUGAAGACUGAGAGGCCGGAGUUGUGUGAGGGGAGGGAGAUGAGGAGAGUGAAGGAUGCAGGGUUUAGUCCGGGAUAGGUGAAAGAAGUGAGGGAUGUGGUGUAGGGACUGGGAUAGGUAAAGGGAGCAAGGGAGGGAUGGUAUAGGGACCGUGAGAGGUGAAGGGAGAGAGGGAGGGAUGGACGGUGCCUGCAGGAUGAUGAGCCAGGAACCAGUUUAAAGGGAAUGAAUCCUUUGAGCCGUGUCCCCUUCCGCCCUUCCUGCCUGCCUCCCUUUCUCUCUCUCUCUCUCUCUCUCUCUCUCCCUCUCUCUCCCUCUCCCUCCCGCUCCUGUCUCCCUCCCGACCCCCGCCCUUCAGCAGCCACCCACUGCCUAAAGCUUUCACUUGCCCGCCCAGUUACCCGUGACCGCCCAGUCAGCACGCCGCCCCCCAGCCUCUCACUGCCUUCUGUUACUCUGACGCCCACGCACGUCUUGAACUAGUAAUGCGAUCUAGAGAGAGAGAGAGAGAGAGAGAGAGAGAGAGAGAGAGAGAGAGAGAGAGAGAGAGAGAAUAAGUAAUUACACUCAUCUACUUUGACCCUCCCUCCCUCAACUGAAUUCUCGAGAGGCAGCAGAUGUUCACGGUUUUAAUUAAUAUAGACUGGUGGUGGUGGUGGUGGUAGUGGGUGGCUCUUCCAAGACUGUGGUGGUGGUGGUGGUGCGUAGUAGUUCCUCCUCCUCCUCCUCCUCCUCCUCCUUCUCUCUUCCCUCCCACUCUUCCCCACACGCCAGCAUCCCCGCCACUCCCGCUAUCUCGCGCCACAUCGCUAACACUCAAGUGACGCGCACGAUAAUAGCGCACCAAUGACUUUUAGACAAAUAACGUACCAGAGAGAGAGAGAGAGAGAGAGAGAGAGAGAGAGAGAGAGAGGGUGCUAGAUAAACAGACUAAGCAUAGUUAGGAGGAAGAGUUUAAGAAGGAAGGGAUUUAAAAGAGGAGUAAAGAGAGAGGAGAGGUAGGGAGAGGGAGUAGGAGAAAGAGGAAGGUGGAGAAUGCACGGGGCAGCAGGCGUGUGUGUGUGUGUGUGUGUGUGUGUGUGUGUGUGUGUGUGUGUGUGUGUGUGUGUGUGUGUGGCUCUAAUAAUCCACUGACUUAACGCUCUCAUUCUUCCUCCUCACCAUAACUCACUCAUAACCCAUUACUUAAAACAUUCAUAACUUUAAAAGCCCAGAAGAAUUAUCGGACUUAAACAAACCACGUAAACUUACCGCUAAAAAAAAAAAAAAAGGAAAAUAAGAAAACAUAGAUACCAUACUUUAAGAAAUCUUCGACCGAGGUACUGCACGUGAUUCUGUGUGUGUGUGUGUGUGUGUGUGUGUGUGUGUGUGUGUGUGUGUGUGUGUUUAUAGGAGAAGUAAAAAGGGAUCAAGGAGUUGUUUACUAAACUCGCAGAAGAAGGUUGGUGGUGAUGGGAGAGAGAGAGAGAGAGAGAGAGAGAGAGAGAGAGAGAGAGAGAGAGAGAGAGAGAGAGAGAGAGAGAGAGGAUUGUAAGAUAGCGAAGACUCAGCUGCUUUACGCGUGUGUUGUAAGAAACUCAACCUCCUUCUUACGUCUUCUUUAAGGUCAAAGGACUCUCUCUCUCUCUCUCUCUCUCUCUCUCUCUCUCUCUCUCUCUCUCUCUCUCUCUCUCUCUCU
Messenger RNA from Scylla paramamosain (green mud crab), 8387 nucleotides. RefSeq names its product BTB/POZ domain-containing protein KCTD12-like (gene Ktl). NCBI's taxonomy places the organism in Eukaryota, Metazoa, Arthropoda, Malacostraca, Decapoda, Portunidae. Gene Ontology annotation, biological process: protein homooligomerization. The record is from RefSeq and is a predicted model, not a curated record.